Amoebophrya sp. A25 is the source of this 292-nucleotide messenger RNA. NCBI's taxonomy places the organism in Eukaryota, Dinophyceae, Syndiniales, Amoebophryaceae. The record is from the annotation of a GenBank genome assembly.
CUCACGGAGCUUUUUCAGCGUUCCGUAUGGAGGCCAUGGACGAGGCGAAGGCCUUCGGGCUUCCUGCCAUAAGAGGCUGCGUAGCAAGGCCACCUAAAGCAAGAGGUGGCAAAGGGAAAAAUCAGCAAGAUCAAGGAGAGCAGGGAACAAGCGGAACAAAAAGUGCUAGAAGCGCAGACGCCAUCGCGCUGGACAUGGAAAAGGCCCGCGCGCAGUUGGUGCGACGGAUAGGGAAACUCCACUGGUUUUGGAUUCUAGAUUUCGCACUGUUGUAUGUUGCGCACACUCUUUC